UGUGGCGCAAACUCUUCACAACACUUAUUGUUUGAUUACUUUUUUGAAACUCUUGUUUUCGUUUGUCAAUCACUUCUUGGGAUCAGAUUUAAUGGCGAAUAUCGUGAGGAAACAGUUGAAUAAACAGAUGUUUACCAUCUGUAUUGAGGGUAAUAUAGGAAGUGGUAAAAGCAGUUCACUGAAGCACUUGAGCGACAAAUACCAUAAUGUGAUCACUCAUUGCGAACCAAUGGACAGAUGGGUUAACCUUAGACAUAAUAUGAUUGAAAUGCUGUACAAAGAUCUCAACCGAAAUGCGUUUAGUUUUGAACACUUCUCACAAUUGACACGACUUGAGAUGUUUGCCAACUCUUAUGAGACCACAGAUCACGAUAAACACAUCCGUCUGAUGGAGAGAUCCAUAUAUUCUGCGAGACAUUGUUUCACACAAAACCUCUUCAAUAGUGGUAAUCUCUCGAAACCGGAGUUUAUUAUAAUUGACGAGUGGUUCAAACGGUUGAGCGCUAAGCCGUGUCUUAAAGCCGAUCUCAUAAUCUAUUUGCGAACUUCUCCUCAAACAGUAUUACAGAGAAUCCAAAACAGAUCCAGAAAUGAAGAAAUGCAAAUUCCUAUUAAGAAGGAGAAAAAACCGAAGAAGAAAACGGCAAAGAAGCCGAAGACCGCUAAAAAAUAA
This is a messenger RNA of Medioppia subpectinata, 673 nucleotides long. NCBI's taxonomy places the organism in Eukaryota, Metazoa, Arthropoda, Arachnida, Sarcoptiformes, Oppiidae. The record is from the annotation of a GenBank genome assembly.